GAGGAGAGAGGGAGCAAGAGAGCAAGAGAGGCUGAGGGAGAGGAGGAGGAGACAGGAUGGGAAAGUGUUGAAUGGAGAAAAAAUACACUUCUUGCCGUUUGUGAACUUAGUUCUGGGGUAACACUCUCCCUGCCAUUUCAUUCCACUUGGGGGGUUCCCACCCCUCCACUGGCUGGAGAAAGAGCAGAAGUAGGAGAGGGUGCAUACAGUUCCUGAGCGCGACAAGCCCGGCACAAGGUCAGCGGCCGCCUAGCUCCAAGGCUGAGUCUUUACUCUGUGCGCCUCUCUUGAGCCGGUCUCUAGGUCAAACUGGCUAUACCCUCAUUUUCUUCUCUGUGUCCUGGUUUCCAGGGUUCCCAUUAUAGAAGAUAGGAGUGGAUCAUUCACCAUGUCAGAGACUGAGGUGGAGAAUGGGACAUGUGUGAACUGGCAGAAGCGCUGCCUUGCCCUGGAGACCCAGCUCCUUCAGUUCCGUCUUCAGGCUAGCAAGAUUCGGAAGCUACUGGCUGACAAGAUGCAAGAUUUGGAGCAAAGACUCUUGGAAGCCGAACACAGAGCAGAAAAUGCAGAAACACAGGUAGGUACAAUGGAGAAGAUCAAACUCGUCAAUGUGAAGAGCUUUGAGCCUGAAGGCAACCUUCACCAAAAGUACCAGGAGCUGCUGGUGACCAUCCGAGGCAGAGAAGAGCUCAUCACUCAACUGCAGGCAGAGGUGGAGAAGCAGAAGCAGCUAAGAGUUCAAGAUGCAAAGACUGUUCAAGAGAAAGCUGCAAAGAUCAAGGAAUGGGUGACCAUGAAGUUAGGAGAGCUCGAGAUGGAGAAUCGGCACCUGAAAAGCUACAAUCAGCACCUACUAGGGCAAGUGAGGGCGCUUCAAGAGGCCCUGGGAGAUCUCUCCAUGGUGCUACCCGGGGACUUACUGUGGUCCUUCCAGGGAAAGUCAAAGAAGAAUUCUGUGGUUUCAGACAUAGCUCCCCAUUGUGAAGGCCAGAGAGGAGCUGUGAAAAACAAACCAUCUGGAGACAGUGCUUCCCUGUCUCAGAGUGCCUUGAGAGCAAUAGUUUCCUUACCUUCUCCAGGAACCCAGCAGGACAAACACCUCAUUCCUGAAGUAGCCAACACUUUGAAAGGUUCUGGAAGAGUCACUUGCAGAGAAAUCCCAGAGGCCAAGGCUCCCCAACUUUCUCCUGGAGGACUACAGAAAUCAGCUUACUUGGGUGAAAUCCUAGGUGGUUUCCAGAGAGGGGUGCCCAUUAAGCUGAGAUUCCCAGCCAAGGAAGGAAGCCUUGGCAGCAGCAUGACCCUGCCAAAGGUUCGGGCUUUCCGGAACCCCCGGGACAGCAUCCAACUUGCCAAGCGGCGCUAUAGCCAGCCCCAGCUGAGGACUGGACGCCUCAACCACAUGGUGAGCAUUGAAAUUAGUACUCUCCAGACCUCCCAGACUCAUACCCUUCCCAUGAAAGAGACAGACAUCGACCAGAAGAAAAAGAAAGAAUCAGAGAAGAUGGACACAGAAGAGCCCCCCUCACAUCAGAAAGAAGUCCAAGGCAAUGAAGCAACCUCUAGAUUAGACAAAGAAGAACCAGAGGGGCCUAGUGCCAGGGAGGUGGAGAUAGGGAACAAGCCUCCUACACCCCCUCUACACCAGUUCCCAUCCUGGGAGAGUAGAAUUUAUGCCGUGGCCUCAUCUGGCAUGCAGAUGUCCAAGGUGUCUCCUGGAAAUGAUGCUUCUUCCUAUGUUUCAAGUUCUACAUCCCUUACCUCUCCUGGAUCCUUCUCCAGGCUUGUCUACAAGAACUUCCAUGUGCCUGUCUACACAACAUUGAAGGGGAGAGCAACUCAGAUCAGCACCAUGCCCUUCUUGGACGAGUCCUCUGGUUCUGAUGAUGACUGCAGCUCCCAGGCCAGUGUGCAAACUUCCAUAACCUGCAUUGAGUCCAGGAAAGCCAGUGUACCAGGCAGCCCACGGGCUAUCAAGAGAGGUGUUUCCAUAUCUUCCCUGAGUUCAGAGAGUGACUAUGCUAUUCCCCCUGAUGCCUAUUCCUUGCACAGCGACUACUCAGAGCCUGAAUAUAAAGUUCAACGGACCUCAAUCUAUUCCAUUGAUGGACUUGGAUCCUAUGGGGAAUCACUAGAGAAGUCAGGCUACUUACUGAAAAUGGAUAGUCGGGUGAAGACGUGGAAAAGACGUUGGUUUGUUCUAAGACACAGACAAAUCAUGUACUACAAGUCCCCGAGUGAUGUGAUCCGGAAACCUCAAGGUCAAGUGGAACUGAACUCCCACUGCCACAUUGUCCGGGGGGAAGGAGCACAGACAUUUCAGCUCAUCUCCGAGAAGAAAACCUAUUACCUGACUGCAGAUUCCCCCAACUUGCUUGAGGAGUGGAUCCGGGUACUCCAAAGCUUGCUGAAGGUGCAGGCAAUUGGAUCCCCAGCCCUGCCACAGAGUGGGGCUAAGCCCACUGUGAGAGGCUGGCUGACCAAGGUAAAACAUGGUCAUUCCAAGUUGGUCUGGUGUUCUCUGGUUGGAAAAACUUUCUACUACUAUCGAAGCCAUGAGGACAAGUAUCCUCUGGGCUGCUUGCCUGUUCAGGGGGCAUUUAUAGAGGAGGUGGAUCGCUCCUGUGACUCAGAUGAAGACUACGAGGCCACUGGAGGAAUGAGAAGGCUUCUCUCUUCCCACUGCACCCUGGUGAUCCACCCACCAGAACACAGUCCCACCUAUCUUCUCAUUGGUUCCAAGCAUGAGAAGGACACAUGGCUCUACCAUCUCACAGUGGUUGCAGGCAGCAGCAGUGCCAAGGUAGGCACUGCUUAUGAGCAGCUCAUUGGAAAACUGAUGGAUGAAGAGGGGGACCCAGGUUCCCCUUUGUGGAGACACCCCAUGCUGUGCUACAGUAAAGACGGGCUCUGUGCCUCCCUCACCACACUGCCCUCAGAAGCCCUGCAGACCGAGGCCCUCAAGCUCUUCAAGUCCUGCCAACUGUUCAUCAAUGUACCCGUCGAAGCUGCCUCUGUGGACUACCAUGUGUCACUGGCCCAAACAGCCCUGCAGGUGUGCCUGGUUCACCCAGAGCUGCAGAGUGAGCUCUACUGCCAGCUCAUCAAGCAGAUCAGCUGCCACCCCCGACAGAGGCAUUCCCUCUUGCAGUGCUGGCAACUCCUGGCUCUGUGUGCUCCCCUUUUUCUGCCUCAGCAUCACUUCCUCUGGUACAUCAAACAACAGCUCCAGCGCCAUGCAGAUCCCAGAAGUGAAUCUGGCCAGUAUGCUACCUACUGCCAUCGAGCAGUGGAACGGACCUUGGAGGCUGGGGAACGGGAAGCCAAGCCAUCUCGCAUGGAAGUGGUGUCUAUCCUGCUGCGCAACCCCUACCACCACUCCCUGCCCUUCAGCAUCCCCGUGCAUUUUGUCAAUGGGACCUACCAGGUGGUAGGUUUUGAUGGCUCCUCCACGGUGGAUGAGUUGCUCCAUCGGCUGAACCAGGAAAUGGGAAUGAGGAAGACACCCCACUCUGGCUUCUCACUCUUCACAGAUGAUCCUUCUGGCAAGGACCUGGAGCACUACCUACAAGGAAGCGUGAAGAUCUGCGAUGCCAUUUCGAAGUGGGAACAAUCUCUGAGAGAGCUUCAUCCUGGGAAGUCUGAGGGCAGCAACCGGAUUGUGAAGUUGAUUUACAAGAACAGGCUCUAUUUCCGGCAUCAGGUUAAAGGAGAAACUGAGCAGGAGAGGCUUCUGCUUGCCUUCCAGGUCAGCAAUGAGAUCACUGCAGGGAGAUUCCCAGUCAGCAAAGAACUAGCUCUUGAGAUGGCUGCAUUGAUGGCCCAGGUGGAAUAUGGGGAUUUAGAGAAGCCUAACCUUCCUGCUCCUGUGGGAACAGCUCCUGCCAAGGCUCAGCAUCUCCUCCAAGUGGUCAUAGAUAGGUUCUACCCCAGGAGAUAUAGAUAUGGUGCCCCUUCUGAACAGCUGAGACACUUGGCAGAUGCACUGGCCUCAAAAUGGACGACACUGCAAGGCUGUUCCUCAACUGAGUGCAUCCGUAUCUACUUGACUGUGGCUCGAAAGUGGUCCCUCUUUGGUGCUAAACUCUUUGCUGCUCAGACCACCCAACUUUCUACCAAGGGGAACACUCUGGUAUGGAUUGCUGUGAAUGAAGAUGGUGUCAGUAUCCUGGAGCACAACACAAUGCAAGUUCAAGCCACACACCCCUACUCUUUGGUGAUGACCUUUGGUGGAUACCAAGAUGAUUUUAUGAUUGUGAUCAAACCUGUUCCAGAUAAGAGUUCUGGUAAAGGAAACAUUGAGAAGCUGAUCUUCCGGAUGGCACUUCCAAAGAUUGCAGAGUUGACAUUCAUGAUGGCCAGCUACAUGAACCAUUGUUCCACCGUCUCAUCCUCAUCUCCUAAUAUACCUCCUAUUGGACACCUCCAAGAAAUGGAUGGAAAACAGUUCCUUGCUUCUGCCUCACACAGCACCAAGGGGCCCACACUUCUCUGAGCAUCUUUCCUCCACCUAUCUCCCCUCACUUUGUGCCUGUGGACUUGGUGAUAUCUUGCUGGGUCCCUGAUUCCACUAUGAGCCAACUCCCACCCUUCCCUGGUGCCUGUUUCAAAUUCUCACCAAUUCUACAGGCAGAUGACAAUGCCUACACACUCCACUGCCUUCAGAGUACUACUGUGUUUCAGGCCCUGACUUUCCUAAAUCUAAAUCCAAAUGACAAAAGCCAAGUACUCACCCUCUUCUCACAAGAGUGGCCACUCUGAAUGCAAUUCUACCAGACUCUCAGGUCUCUGUGCAGACACCAACCAAAAUCCAGGACACUAACCUUGACAAGAAAAAUACCUGCUAAAUCCCACAUGUUCUUUGCAUUUGGGGUUUUAAAUUGGAGUCGAUUUUCUCACACAUUCACUUCAGACCUGAUGAUAUAAACUAACCUCUUCAGAGUUUGUGGCAAAGGCCUAGAGCCUACUGCCAACAGGCUUUAUUUCCAUGCUGCUGAGGUAGCAGGAGAUAAGGGAGAAAGAAUGGAUUUCUUCCCUGUUUCUGGGAGGGAACACUACCCCUUAUCUCCCAACACAUAACCCAACCUGAGGCAGGAGAAUAGAACUGCAGAGAAGGACAAUGGGUGCAUUCAGGCUCCAAUAAUAGGAAAAAGAAACUCAAUUCCUUACACAGAGUGAGUGGAUUCUUGCAGUGACUUGUGUGGCAGCUGUAGCAUACUGCUAAAUACCUAACCUUGGUAGGGACUGAGACUGCUGAGCUGUACUGUGGGCAAACUUCUUCACUGCCCUACAUUGUCCCAGAACCCUUACCAGACUGUCUCCUCUGGUCUGGGUUUAAUCGAUAGACCAAAUGCUUUCAUAAUAAGCAUUCAAUACUGUGGAUAGGAGACUACGCACUGAAUUCUUCCUGGUCUUUAAAGGUCCAAAUAAAUACACUAUCUGCUUUUUUGCAGCUUUAUUGGACCACUAAAACUUGUGAUCCUGACCUUAUCCCUUAAGACAUGUUCCGCCAGUUUUAGGAAAAUGGUAGGAAUGCAGAACUAGCAAAGCUCCAUGGAACAUAAAAGUAUCUUUCAUCUUAAAAGAACACUGUGGGGGCAGCUAGGUGGCGCAGUGGAUAGAGCACCGGCCCUGGAGUCAGGAGUACCUGAGUUCAAAUCUGACCUCAGACAUUUAACACUUACUAGCUGUGUGACCCUGGGCAAGUCACUUAACCCCAAUUGCCUCACUUAAAAAAAAAAAAAAAAGAAGACUGUGAAGAAACUCAAAGCUUCCUUCAUUUUUGUUUCCUACCACCAAAUUCUUACCUCUCCACUGGGACCAAGGGAGGUGAUCCUUUGUGGUCUCCACACUCCCUCCAAAGCCAACCAAACAAAAGAACCCAUACUGUUUUCCCAACAUUAAAUAAGGCUUCAAUUUCAUUUCCCAGCUCAGUAACACCCAAGGCAGACCUAACAUUUAUGAGGAAGAGAACAGAGGUAGCUGCAUGGAAAGAACAAUUCCAACCAAAGGCCAGGUUUGGACCUUGGCAUUAUCACCACCAUCCUCUUCAUGAUGCUAAAACUGGAUGGAGUUAGACCUAGUUUCUCUGAGAGGUCCUGGGCUCCAUAAAAUCCCCUCUAUGCACUCUAAGCUAUAAAGGACAAGAUAAUAAGCACGCUAAUAGUGUAUUCAAAUCCACUAUAUAACUUCACUUUUCUCCUUGUUCCCACCUCUUUUUUCCUUUGGGAAAUGAAGAUUCAUCUAACAUACCUUAUUAUAGUCAUCCUUCCAGGGCUCGUGUGGAAGGCAGAGCAUAACUCCAAUCUUACUUCAUAAUGUCCUAAGCCCCAGUGUCCAGGACAAACAGGAAUAAUCUUGUCUGCAACAAUAAGUAAAAAGUUAGGUGUCCCCAACAACCAAAAAAGGAAUUAUUUACAAUAGGUUUUAAGGCGUUUUCCCUAUUUUUUUCUCCUUCUCUCAGAGUUUGUCAAUGCUGUUUUUUUCAUUUAGUUAUUUUUCAGUUGUGUCUGAUUCUUCAUGAUCCCUUUUGGAGUUUUCUUGGCAAAGAUACUGGAGUGGUUUGCCAUUUCCUUCUCCAAAACGCCAUGUAGAAUGAACGAAUUAAUGAGCAUUUAUUAUUAAUCUUACUAUAUAAAGCAUCAGGGACAAAAAUGGGAAAGCAAGCUAGUCCCUAUUCUCAGGGUGCGCAUGUUCUAAUGGAGGAAACAACAUAUAUGGGAGGUUUUUGCUGCAAAUUGAAUGGAAAGGCCCAGGGGUACUUAGGGUACAGCAGCUAAGCAGACAGUAAUGCAUCUUUUAAAAUGUGAUUUCUGGGGCAGCUAGGUGGCACAGUGGAUAAAGCACUGGCCCUGGAUUCAGGAAGACCUGAGUUCAAAUCUGGCCUCAGACACUUGACACUAGCUGUGCAACCCUGGGCAAGUCACUUAACCCUCAUUGCCCCACCAAAAAAAAAAUAAAAAUAAAAGUGAUUUCCGCCAAUAAAACCUUGUUUCUGAUGUUGAACCAUUUGACAGUGCCAAGGAUUGUAGUGGCAAGAAAUUCCUUUUCUAGGCCAGCAUCCAGUAGCUGACUGCUAAAAAGACAGGAGCUGCAUCUCUGCAAGGGUUGCUUCCUUGGACAAUGAUUGUGGGAGCUGUUGGAAGAAGGGCCAGUGGCCGGGAAUCUAGGGGAGGGAUGCUGCUAUUCCUAGGAUUCUUAAGGUUACCUUCCCACUAGAGACAGUUGGCGUUUUGUGUUGGUAGUGACAGGGAUGGCAGAUCAUCUCCACAGUGGUUGCUUCCUGUGAUAGACGGCUACAAAGGUCUCUAGAAGAGAGUUAAUACUUCAAACUGCUUUAAGCUAGAGCAGUUUAUUCAAUCCAACUGGAUAUUUCCUACCUUCUUUCUAUCCUUAGACUGCAUUACAUCCCCAGGCUCAUAUGGACUCAAAAGAUAAAGAGCUCCCUUAGGAUCAAUGUCUUUGAUAUUUCCGCUAUCUGGAUCUAAAGUCAGAACACCAUGCUUCACUUAGAAACAAGCCAUUUCUAUCUGGGGCUACUUCUGGCCAUGGUGAUUCUGUGAUUGUGUUGUCUAUCAGUCUGACUGAAAUACCCAAAAGGCAGCUGUCUGUGAAGGAGCCAAUUGAUUUGAUAUCUUGGCAGGCACCAUCAUAAACUAGUCUCACACAGAUCAUAGAAAUUAGAUUGUCAGAACCUAUGGCGGUCUGUGUCCUCUAGAAUUACGGGACAGUUCUUUAUUCUCUAGCCAAAACCUGAAUGAUUCUAUACUUUUUCCCCUCAAAUUCUUCACGAGAUGUGUAGCUGGCACUCGGUUUUCUCAGAUAAAGUAAGCAGUCUAUGUAUGUACUAGGGAAGCCCUCUAUUCCUUGCCAACAUUGCUGUUCGUAGUCAUCCUCCAAAAAGUAGUAUGAUUUACCCUCAGUUUUAAGAUGUGGAAAUAAGGUUGUGACGUGACUUGGGAGAACAAGAUGACUUCAAGUAUUAUUUGAUGGGCUAGUCUAUGGAAGCGGGAUUAGACAUGUUCUACCUGGCAAUGCAGAAGGAAGUUGCAGAAGCAUAUUUUUAGCACAAUAUAAGGAAAGCUUUCCUAACAUUUAAAACUAUAUAAAACUGCAAGGGGCUGUCCCAAGUAGUAGUGUUUCUUAUCACCACAGGUCUUCAACCUGCCAACCAUGACAACUUGAAGGGAAUAUUGCUGGGAGAAUUGUA
This is a messenger RNA of Dromiciops gliroides (monito del monte), 8209 nucleotides long. RefSeq names its product pleckstrin homology, MyTH4 and FERM domain containing H1 (gene PLEKHH1). The transcript has 29 exons. Gene Ontology annotation, cellular component: cytoskeleton. NCBI's taxonomy places the organism in Eukaryota, Metazoa, Chordata, Mammalia, Microbiotheria, Microbiotheriidae. The coding region runs from base 389 to 4495 and encodes 1368 amino acids. The record is from RefSeq and is a predicted model, not a curated record.